Messenger RNA from Scatophagus argus, 1308 nucleotides. RefSeq names its product endonuclease domain-containing 1 protein-like. The transcript has 3 exons. The record is from RefSeq and is a predicted model, not a curated record. The coding region runs from base 1 to 1308 and encodes 435 amino acids. NCBI's taxonomy places the organism in Eukaryota, Metazoa, Chordata, Actinopteri, Scatophagidae. Gene Ontology annotation, molecular function: hydrolase activity; metal ion binding; nucleic acid binding.
AUGAGGACGUACCUGAAGAGACGGUGCCUCCUGGGCCUCGCCGCUCUCCUCCUCCUCCUCCUGCUCUGCAUUCCCACAGUAGCUGAAGUGGUGAGUUCACUGUCAAACUGCAACCAGUUUCUCCUUAAGGGAACCCCACCUGAGAUCCCAGGAAUUUUGACUGGAGGGAUCAUCUUGAACGAGAGCCGGUACAAACCCAUUUGCCAGACUUUCAUGAACCAGAGAAGGUUUGUGACGCUCUACGACACCCAGAACAGGAUUCCAGUGUUUUCUGCUUACAAGUACAGAGGGAAAGGACCAGCAACGACAAGACCCCCCUGGAGGAUCGAGCCACAGGUGCGUCUCUCACUCGAGAGCAACAUGAUAGCUGUAGACAACAACGCAACCUACGACAACCAGGCUGCAAAUGCCGAUUACAGAAACAACAGAAGGUUUGACAGGGGCCACUUACUUCCAAACUCUUACGGUUUCACCUCAGAGGACAAAUGGUCCACCUUCACCCUGACCAACGUCGUUCCCCAGGAGUCCUCGUUCAACCAGGGGAGUUGGAAGGGAAUGGAGGAGUGCGUCAAAUGUAUCAUGGACAAACACUGCGUCAACAACAAUGGCGUUACAGAAGGAUUCGUGGUGAUUGGGGCGCAGGCCAGUGCUAACGACAUGCUCAGGAACAGGGUUAAUAUUCCCUACUUGAUGUGGUCGGCUUUCUGCUGCUACAGCUCCAGGUACCAGGAUUGGAUAGCGAGCGCCCAUUGGGCUCGCAAUGUUCCUGAUCGUGCAGAUCGCAAACAUCUGCAGACCAGGCCUUUGAAAGACCUCCAUCGAGCACUGAGCACCGUGGACUCGAAGUUUGAGGUGUUUCCCAGAACACAGUGUCCUCUCGACAAAAUCAUCUCCAAUUUUAACCCGAGAAUUAACGCUGAACAAGAAGAGUGUUUUUGCCCACGCCAAACUACAACCACAACUGCACCUCCAACCAGCACGACCUCCACCGGCUUUCCCUCGACUACUGCUACCACUACCACUACAACUACAGAACACCAAACCACUGCCAGUCCAUCAACGACCACCAGAACUACAACUACUACUUCUGCUACAAGCGUUCCCACUACCACAACUACUACUACAACUACAACCACUUCCACGAGAACUACAAAGAAAGAUGACAAUUCAGGAGACAACGAAGACAGUGGGCAAGGAGGAAAUUCAGGUGGCUCAGGAGGGGGAGGUGGUGCCGGAGGAGGAGGAGGAGGAGGAGGAGGAGGAGGUGCAGGAGGAGACACCAAUGACCUUCACUCCUACAACUACUGA